UUGUCUAUGUCUUUGCUAUGGUCUUUGCACUGUCUUUGUUAUUAUUGGUGCAGGUCGUGUAUGUUUUGUUGUAAAUAAUUGUAGUUGUAAAUCAUAAAUACUUUUAAUUCUUGUAUUAAUUAAAUGACAUCUAUAUACCUAUAACAACACCUGUCCGAAUAUGUGUUAAUAAUAUUAAUAAUUAAGUUUAGGUUGGUUUAGGUCUAAGGUAUAAGUGAUAAAUUGUUCUGCGUGGUUUUGCUCUAUUCAAGAUAGCUCCUGUUAACUGAAGUCUGAAGUUUUUUUUGUUAAAAACCAUGGAUAUUCCAGAUAAAGAAAUAGAUUUAGAAUCGGCUAACAAAUUGAAGAAACCGCAGAAAAAAAUUUAUAGAUGUGCCAUGUGUAGUUUUCAAACACGACAUAGUGGAAGUGUUAAAGCACACCAAAUAGUUCAUUUGGCACCGGAAGAAAGACAGAUGUUUGCUUGUCCACACUGUGACCACAAAUAUAGAACAAAAAACGGAUUAACUUAUCACCUUGAAUGUAAUCAUCUUAAUUUCAGAAAGAAGAAGGUGCAGAUAAAGACGGAGAAAAAGGUCUAUCCAUGUUCCACAUGCAGCUACGAAGCACAUCAACUGGGACACCUUAAACAACAUGAGGUAGUUCAUUUGGCACCAAAAGAACGAGAGAUGUUUCCUUGUCCGUACUGCGACAACAAAUAUCUGCGAAAAUACUAUUUAGAAUGUCACGUCAAGCGUUCUCAUACUGAUUCCAGAAAUGCUGGUUGUACAACAUCUGUAACUGAUAAAAUGAUAUCGGAAGAUUCUUUAAAGAUCGAAAUUGAUGAUCAUGCUCCACUUUUGGAUGACUUUAAAAAUGGCGAAUAUUUGUCUAUGACUAAUGAAGUAAAAUCAGAAGAUUUUUAAAAAUAGAGCCUGAUAAACGAUCAGUUUAAAAAUACCGAAAAUUUAUGUGUAAGUGAGUGAAGUUAGAUUUUUUUUUAUAAAAAUAGAACCUGGCACUGGCGUUACGUUUCUAGAUAAAGACACGCGUUUUUAGACGAAAAUAUUCAUAACGUAAUCAUAAAAAUUAAAAAAGAAUUAACUGAUCAAAAUUUAAAAGAAAAUUAACUGAUUUAUUUAAUUUUCAUAUGUACACUUUUAUAUUUUUAAGUUUUUAUAUUUGUAGUGAUAUUUUCAAAAAAAAGUUUUAUAAGUUGGUUGCAGUUUUAUUUUAAUUUAUUACAAGAUCUGUAAUAUGUAUAGAAAUUUAAUUCUAUCAGCAGUUAAGUGGCAAGAAUCCUUA
Molecule: messenger RNA, 1284 nt
Organism: Sitophilus oryzae (rice weevil)
Lineage: Eukaryota; Metazoa; Arthropoda; Insecta; Coleoptera; Curculionidae
Product: zinc finger protein 425-like
Exons: 6
Coding region: 297-905 (202 amino acids)
Source: RefSeq, a predicted model, not a curated record